AUGAUUCCUGAAGCAGUACUCCAUGAAUCAUCUGUUACGGUAAAGUUUGGUCUGAAAUUGGAAAAUGAAUUAAUUAAGAAUGAUAUUCGAUCUGACAAUCAAUCUGAAAAAGUUAUGAAAAUGCUAUCCGAUAAUACUGAUGAGCAAUCAGAUGAAUUAUAUAAUUUAAGAUUUAAACAGUUAUGUAAGGAGAACAGUAGCGAUGAUAAUGCUGAUAAUAAUCUUCAAAUCGAUAAAAAAUUAAGAAACUAUGCAUCACUUGAUAAUGAUGCUGAAUCGAAAAAUUUUCUCGAACAACAUCAUGAAUUUAUUUCAACCGCUUGA
Adineta steineri is the source of this 324-nucleotide messenger RNA. The record is from the annotation of a GenBank genome assembly. NCBI's taxonomy places the organism in Eukaryota, Metazoa, Rotifera, Eurotatoria, Adinetida, Adinetidae.